AUGGUAGCAUUAAAUAACUUGUUUGGCAUGAGUAAGCUAUAUGUCAAACAUUCGAAGAGGAUCUUGCUAGUGUGCUUGAUGCUCGCUAGUAUCCAAGUAUUCUAUUUGGUGCAUAGAAAUAAAUGGUCCCUGAAUCUGAUUUCCUUAAAAAAAGAAGGAUACAGAUUAAUUAAAUAUUUUGAAGACUCGGAGUCGGGAUUCAUGGUGGUUGAGAAGUCAUACAACAUCAAUAAGAAUGAGGCCGACCGAGCUAAAAACCAAGAUGAGGACAUCGAUAAUAAUAAGUAUAAUAUAGAGACGAUCGAAGGAUACAAAUACGAAAAUCAACAGGUAAUAGACCGGAAACAACAGGUAUUACAAGAAAACUCUUCUGUGGAGGAAAAGAUGGAAUUUGAAACAAGGUUUGUAGAGAGACUAGUUUCGUUUUUCAGUGAUUUAUUUGUGCUAAUCGAAUCGUGUGGACCAGAUAUUGACAAGGUGAACGACGACGACCACUACAAGGCAUCAAAGGAAGCAGACAAGUUCCCCAACAGGGAUGGACGUGUUCCUACAUAUGGUGGCCAUUUACGGGAGAAUUACCUUGAGGAGCCUAUUAGGACUAAGGAAAUGCUCGAAAGCUACCUUCAGUUGUCCAAAGAAGAAAUAUUUGCGUUGACAAAGUCUCAAUCGAAAUUUGUGGAAAACAUGCCCUCUGAAUACCCACUGGAGAUGGUAGAGCUAAGUAAAUAUAAUCGAUUCUUGAAGGGCGAUGGGAUUGUGUAUCUUGGGGGUGGAAAGUAUAAUCAGCUUGUGAUGCUCUCUUUGAAGUUGUUGAGGUCGCACGGAUCGCAAUUACCAGUCGAAGUGAUCAUACCCAAGAGAGAAGACUUUGAUAUCGAUUUCUGUAACCGAGUACUUCCGAAUAUGAAUGCUAACUGCAAGGUCAUGUCCGACUACUUACCCGACAAUAUCAUGAAAACGAUAGGAGGAUUCCAGUUCAAAACCGUUGCAUUAUUGAUUUCUUCGUUUGAGAAUGUAUUAUAUCUAGAUGCUGAUAAUUUACCGAUCAAGAACGUUGAUUUAUUAUUUACAAACAAGCCAUAUACUGAUAAACAUUUAGUAUUAUGGCCUGAUUUAUGGAGAAGAUCUACGUCUCCUAGCUUCUACGAUAUUGCUCAACUUCCAACAGAUAAUAAGAAGAGGGUAAGAAAUAGUUAUUUCCCUGGCGACUCCAGAGGAACUUCUGGUCAGAUACUGUAUCACGAUUCUGAGGGUACCAUUCCCGAAGCAUCUAGUGAAACGGGUCAAAUAUUGAUAAACAAGAAGGUUCAUUUCAAGACUUUAGUUUUGUCGAUGUAUUAUAAUUUCUACGGGCCCGAUUUCUAUUAUCCAUUACUCAGUCAAGGUGCAGCUGGUGAGGGUGAUAAAGAAACUUUCAUUGCUGCAGCGCAUAAACUCAAAUUGCCAUACUACCAAGUUCAGGAAUUUAAUAGAGAAUUUGGCCCAAUUAAUCAUGACACCCUUAAGCACGAGUAUUUCGGCAUGGGUCAAUAUGACCCUAUAAUUGACUUCAUACAAUCUUCCAAGCAUGAGAAAUAUAUUAAUACAGUCGACCCCACAUAUGCCAAAAGUAACACUGAUGUUCAUAACAGCAAUUACGAGUAUCAUUUGUAUCAUUCUUCAAGCUUAUUAUUCCUUCAUGCAAAUUGGCCUAAGUACUAUGUCCGCGACAUGCUUUUAGGAAAUGCAAAUGGAAGGGGUCAAAAGAAUGAAAACGGGAUGAGAAGAAGAUUGUAUGACAAAAAUUUAAUACAAGAACUCAAUGGAUAUGACUUUGAAUUACAUAUUAUGGAAGAAUUAAAGUGGUGCUUCUGUAACUUGGUCAACAUUAAUUUGGUAGAUGUGCCCCAUGCCAAGGAUAGUGUACGUAGUGAUAUCUGUAAAGAAAUCCACCAGCAGAUUGAAUUUUUGCAAAAGAAUAAAUAG
This is a messenger RNA of Debaryomyces fabryi, 1965 nucleotides long. RefSeq names its product Mnn24p (gene MNN24). Gene Ontology annotation, molecular function: alpha-1,2-mannosyltransferase activity. The record is from RefSeq and is a predicted model, not a curated record. Gene Ontology annotation, cellular component: Golgi apparatus. Gene Ontology annotation, biological process: mannan biosynthetic process. Bases 1 to 1965 code for a protein of 654 amino acids. NCBI's taxonomy places the organism in Eukaryota, Fungi, Ascomycota, Pichiomycetes, Serinales, Debaryomycetaceae. The transcript has a single exon.